Ahaetulla prasina is the source of this 3594-nucleotide messenger RNA. RefSeq names its product protein NYNRIN-like. Bases 1 to 3594 code for a protein of 1197 amino acids. The record is from RefSeq and is a predicted model, not a curated record. Gene Ontology annotation, biological process: proteolysis; DNA integration. The transcript has a single exon. Lineage: Eukaryota; Metazoa; Chordata; Lepidosauria; Squamata; Colubridae. Gene Ontology annotation, molecular function: aspartic-type endopeptidase activity; RNA-DNA hybrid ribonuclease activity; nucleic acid binding.
AUGGCCACGCUCCAAGGACUCGCAAUUCCCUUAAGGGACGGUCCCGAAGGGGAGCCUAUGAUCUCCCUUCUCAUAGAGGGAAAAGAAUAUAACUGCCUAGUGGACACAGGGGCGACUGCCUCACUAAUUAUCAAUCCACCCCACAAAGACUCAAUAAAGAAAGGUGCUCAAGAUAAUAUAGUAGGAGUGGGGGGGAAAGUCAUCCCGGUAGAAUUUACCAAAGAUUUAACAGUUGAAUUAGGUCCCUUUUCGUUAAAACAUGGCUUCACCAUCUGCCCUCAAUCUCCGGUCUCCCUUUUAGGAAGAGACCUCCUAUGUAAAUUGGGAGCAACCAUAAAAUGUGGGAAAAGGGGUCUCACCCUAGACAUCCCCGGAAAGAAAACUUUUCUACUAGCCACCCACCCACCCCUGCUACAUGCGGAUUUAGCAACUUUGCCCCCCUCACUUUGGGGCUGGGAUUCAACUGAAGUGGGACUUUUAAAAGGGGCCACCCCGGUGACAAUAAAAGUGAAAACCGGACGCCCACCAUGCAUCCCACAAUACAAGAUUCAAGCAGAGGCCAUUGAACCAAUACGCAAACUGAUUAAAGCCUAUCUGGAACAGGGAGUUUUGCGGAAAUGUACCUCCCCAUGUAAUACCCCAAUUUUUCCCGUAAAAAAAUCAAAGGUAGAUGAGAAUGGGAACCCCAUUUACCGUUUCGUGCACGAUUUGAGGGCCAUCAACAGUCACGUGAUACCUAGAGCCCCGAUAGUGCCGAACCCCGCAACAAUAAUUACGGAAGUACCGGCUUCCGCCACUCACUUCACCGUGGUGGAUCUUUGUUCUGCUUUUUUUAGUAUUCCGGUAGAUUCAGCAUCACAAUACUUAUUUGCCUUUACUUGGGAGGAACAGCAAUAUACUUGGACCCGUUUGCCUCAAGGCUACACGGAGUCUCCCACCCUUUUCUCCCAAAUUUUAAGGAACGAUCUAUCUUCCAUAGACUUACCAGAAAAAUCUAUAUUAAUCCAAUAUGUAGAUGAUUUGUUGCUAGCAUCAGAAAGUGAGCAGGCAUGUAAACGUGAUACUUUACAUCUAUUGAAUGCCUUAGCGGAGAAGGGACAUAAAGCCUCCCCCACCAAACUGCAAUAUUUGAAACAAGAAGUAACUUAUUUGGGCUACAUAAUUGCGCCGGGAAUACGGAAACUAGCUCCCAGCCGCAUAGAAACUAUAUUGGCCAUGAAAAACCCCAGCACGAAACGACAAGUAAGGGCACUCCUAGGGGUCCUGGGAUUUUGUCGCCCCUGGAUCCCGUCGUUUGGGGAACUAGCAAAACCCCUGAUAGACUUAACUACUAAAAACAUGCCAGAUCCUAUAGAAUGGACAAAAUCUUUAGACCAGCAUAUCGAGAGGAUUAAAAAAACACUAGCUUCAGCCCCGGUAUUGGGUUUGCCUGAUUACAAAAAACCAUUUACCCUCUUCAUACACGAGAAACUAGGCAUUGCAUCGGGAGUUCUAACACAGAGCUGUGGUCUAACUCAGCGACCCGUGGCAUACUAUUCAGUAAAGUUAGACCCAGUAGCCCGGGGAACACUCCCCUGCUUGAGGGCAGUAGCGGCCACGGUAGAAAUGGUAAAACGAUCCAAGGACCUAGUCCUUGGACGGCCGCUGACUCUAAAAGUACCCCACGAAGUGUUUGCUAUUCUCCUAAAAUCGCAAACGCAAGCCUUCACACAGCAGCGUCUAGCGCAAUACGAGGCGGAAUUGUUCACAUCUGACCACAUCACAUUUGAACGGUGUAGCACCCUAAACCCUGCUACCCUAUUACCCACAGAACAAUCAGAUAAUAACCUCCAUGAUUGCCUCCACCUAAUACAGGAUGCAGAGCUACCGCGCCCAGACUUAACUGACAACCCUCUAGAAAAUCCAGACCUUGAAUUAUUUACAGAUGGCUCCUCUUAUAUGCAUGAGGACAGAAGGGUUGCAGGAGCAGCAGUAGUCUCUCUCCAUGAAAUCAUUUGGGCUGAGCCACUAACCCCCUCACAUAGCGCUCAGGCAGCAGAACUUAUUGCACUAACCAAAGCUUGUGAAGCAGCAGAAAAUCAGUCUGUUAACAUAUAUACUGAUUCAAGAUAUGCAUUUGGUGUUUGCCAUGCCACAGGAGCACUAUGGAAACAACGGGGUUUCCUCACAUCAGCUGGUCAACAAAUCGUACAUGCAGCUCUGGUCUCCAAACUAUUACAAGCCAUUCAAUUACCAGGGGAAAUAGCAGUCAUUCAUUGUAAAGCCCAUCAAACGGAUGACUCUUUGAUUACAAAAGGAAACAAAUACGCUGAUGCAAUAGCCAAAUGGGUAGCCACCAAACCUCUCCCACAAGUCACUAUUGCUCCAGCAAUAAGAGCCAACCCAGAAAUCCCAUAUAAGGACUUCCUUGAAGAAGGAGAAGCCCAAAUGUGGGAAGGAAAAUUAGGUGCAACAUUUUCUAAUGGAUUUUGGAGAGUCCCAGAUGGUAGACCCAUAGCCCCACGUCGCCUCAUACGCCUAAUUUGCCAGAGGCUACACUCAAAAGGCCAUUGUGGGACCCAAGCAAUAGUGGAUGCUGCUAGAAGGGUAUGGCAUGCUCCUGGAAUUUAUACAGAGGCAACUAGAGUGACUAGCACCUGUAAAACAUGUCAGGCUAAUAACAGCACCUCCAGAAAAAGCAUCCACGAGGGGGGCAGACCAUGGGCACAAAGACCCUUUGAACGGGUUCAAAUGGACUAUAUUCAAUUGCCUAAAGCAAAUGGAUACCAAUAUGCCCUCAUAUGUAGAGACCAACUAACACACUGGGUGGAGGCUUUCCCUUGUCGCCAUGCUACAGCCUUGGAAACUGCCAAACACCUCAUUAAAGACAUUGUACCCAGAUUUGGGGUACCAAGUGUACUAGAUAUGGAUAGGGGCAAACAUUUCAUAGCCCAGGUUCUCACCUAUAUAUACCAAGCACUUGGCAUUACCCAGAACCUGCAUUGCCCCUACUCCCCAUCCUCAUCAGGUGGAACAGAGAGAGCAAACAGAGAGGUAAAAACCUUAUUAGGUAAGCUCUGCCAAGAGACACACCUCUCAUGGCCACAAGUCUUACCAAUCGCCUUAUUUUACAUUAGAACUAGACCUAGAAAGGAUAUAGGAAUAUCCCCUUUUGAAAUCCUUUUUGGACGCCCACCUGAUAUCCUGCAGGGCCUCGAUCCCCAGUCCCUCAGCUUAGAAAGGGGGGACAUAGUUCUCUCUUCAUAUCUUUCAGCCCUACAUAAGAGAUUACAGGUCCUGUGGACACAGAGCGCCCUGACCCAGACGCUACCUCUGGAGGACAAUCUACAUCCCUUUGAGCCAGGUGACUGGGUGUGGAUAAAGUUCUUCACGCGAAACUCACCACUGCAACCCAAGUGGACAGGACCGUAUCAAAUUCUACUAACAACCCAGACUGCCAUCCGGGUUGCAGAAAGGGACUGCUGGAUACAUUGGACACACGCCAAACCUGCAGUUGUGGACAACAGCCCAGCUAUCCCACCGAUUAAAUUGAAGAAACAUCCAGAGACGAAAGAAUGGACUUUGGAAACAUUUUUUAACAACACCACUGAAUAA